AUGGCGUCUGAGAAAUUAUCACCAGCAUUUGAGAGCGGUCUCAAGCAUUCGAAGGUGGACCAGGAGAAGGGCGAUGCGAAACUGCGCAGCACACUCGCCGGUCGAAAGCGGCCUUUCGUUAUUGGUCUAGCCACCGUCGCCCUCCUCUAUUUCCUCUGGACCUCAACCAUCACAGGCAUUCCGUUCGCUGUCAGGCAUGGCUUCAAGUCAUGUCACUCAAAUGGGCAUGCGGAAUCGAAGACACCAGUUCCAUUGGAAGCGCACAUUAUGAGCAAAUGUCCCGAUGCUCAAGAUUGUCUUAGCAUGAUGGUUCUACCAACCAUGGAACGCAUGCACUCCAAAGUCAAUUUCACACUGUCCUACAUUGGCACUCCUACGGAAAACGAUGGGGUUGCGUGCAAGCAUGGCCCCGAGGAAUGUAUGGGAAACAUUGUCGAGCUCUGCGCGGCGAAGCUGUAUCCAGAUCCCAAGAUAUACCUAGGCUUCACUAUGUGCCUCACGAGGGACUACGACGAAAUACCCCAGCGCAGUUUGAUAGAGGAUUGCGCGCUGGAGCACGGCAUGGACUUUGCAAAGCUCAACGAGUGCGCUGCGAGAGAUGAUGGUGGUUUUGGUAUGGGGAUGUUGAGGGAAAGCGUUAGGAGGAGCAAAGAUGCUGGCGUAACAAAGUCCUGCACGGUGCGAUUAAACAACGAGAUAUACUGCGUGCGCGAUGGAGGUGAGUGGAAGGACUGCCCGAACGGAGCCGGGGUCAACGAUCUUGUCAUUGCGAUUGAGAAGCUCUACCACCAGUCUUCUUAA
Messenger RNA from Amorphotheca resinae ATCC 22711, 801 nucleotides. RefSeq lists its product as hypothetical. The transcript is spliced from 3 exons. Gene Ontology annotation, molecular function: oxidoreductase activity, acting on a sulfur group of donors, disulfide as acceptor. The record is from RefSeq and is a predicted model, not a curated record. NCBI's taxonomy places the organism in Eukaryota, Fungi, Ascomycota, Leotiomycetes, Helotiales, Amorphothecaceae. Bases 1 to 801 code for a protein of 266 amino acids.